This is a messenger RNA of Cyprinus carpio (common carp), 4336 nucleotides long. It is a transcript of the gene lrrc8ab, whose product is annotated as volume-regulated anion channel subunit LRRC8A. NCBI's taxonomy places the organism in Eukaryota, Metazoa, Chordata, Actinopteri, Cypriniformes, Cyprinidae. Gene Ontology annotation, molecular function: protein binding. The record is from RefSeq and is a predicted model, not a curated record.
AGUGCCCUCUAGUGUAAUAACCUGAUUAUGAAAAAUACAUCUGAUCCCUGCAGCUGAGAUCGCAAUUUGCGCUGUUCGUCUUGGUUCGGCUACUUUCCUUUCUGGCAAUCCGAGCUCAUCAGUCCGGCAACAAGCUCAUGGAGCAGAGGUGGCAGCACACAGCUGGGAUAUCUGUGUCCCAUCCUAACAAAAAGGACCGUGAUGAGUGCCAGUUCCUGACUGGACAUGUGGAGUGUUAGGUAAGAUCCAACUGAGGAGACACUUCUUCAGACACUGCCCUGCCUUAGACAAACAGGAUUUGAACCCUGGGGUCACGGACUCUCCGUAGCCAGAGGAGACAAUUCUUUAGUGUUAUUAUCGGAAAUGGCUAAUAAUAGAUGACAAGAAAGCCAGAGCAUUCUUUUGGCGGAGUCUUCUUGUGUAGCAGCCACAGCCGGAGAAGACAGCCGUCCUCGACUUUGGUGAAUCAUGAUUCCCAUAACUGAGCUGCGCUACUUUGUGGAUACGCAACCUACGUAUCGCAUCCUAAAGCCAUGGUGGGACGUGUUCACAGACUAUUUAUCAGUUGUAAUGCUGAUGAUCGCAGUAUUUGGGGGCACGCUUCAGGUCACGCAGGACAAGAUGAUCUGCCUACCCUGCAAGUGGGUAGUUAACAAGACCUGUAGAAAGUAUUUCAAUGCAACAUUUUCUGUGCCCUUGACCCUUGAGCCUCAAGGAAUCCAGUAUGACCUCGAUCGCCACCAGUACAACUAUGUCGAUGCUGUGUGCUAUGAAAACAAGCUUCACUGGUUCGCUAAGUAUUUCCCAUAUUUGGUGCUGCUGCAUACGCUCAUCUUUCUGGCUUGCAGCAACUUCUGGUUCAAGUUUCCUUGGACGAGCUCUAAACUGGAACAUUUUGUGUCUAUCCUACUGAAGUGUUUUGACUCGCCUUGGACCACAAGAGCUCUGUCUGAAACCGUCGUGGAGGAAAGCGACCCCAAAGCUCUGGUGAAAAUGAACGGUUCCUUCGAUAAGAAGGCUUCGUAUGUGAGCGAAGACGUCGAGGCGAGUGUUCCCAUGCUGUCGACGACCAGAUCUCGUAUUGAACAAGGAAUCGUGGACCACUCUGAGACUGGUGUCCUGGACAAAAAGGAAGGUGAACAAGCGAAGGCAUUGUUUGAGAAGGUGAAGAAGUUUCGAACGCAUGUGGAAGAAGGCGAUAUAGUCUACCGACUAUACAUCCGACAGACUAUCAUCAAAGUUGUUAAGUUUAUUCUUAUUAUUUGCUAUACCGGCUACUAUGUGCACAAUAUUCAGUUCAGCGUCGACUGCAAUGUGGACAUCGAGAGUCUCACCGGUUAUCGCAUGUACAACUGUGCACAUCCCCUGGCCACUCUCUUCAAGAUCUUAGCCUGCUUCUACAUUAGUCUAGUUAUCGUGUACGGGAUGAUAUGUGUGUACACCCUCAGCUGGAUGCUACGGCGCUCUCUCAAGAAGUACUCUUUUGAGUCCAUCCGAGAGGAGAGCAGCUACAGCGACAUCCCAGACGUGAAAAACGACUUCGCCUUCAUGCUGCAUAUGAUUGACCAGUACGACCCCCUCUACUCCAAACGGUUUGCGGUCUUCCUCUCGGAGGUGAGCGAAAACAAACUCCGCCAGCUGAACCUCAACAAUGAAUGGACUUUGGAAAAGCUUCGGCAGAGGAUCACGAAGAACUCCCAAGAGAAGCUGGAGCUCCAUCUGUUCAUGCUCAGUGGGAUUCCAGACACGGUCUUUGACUUGUUGGAGUUGGAGGUUCUGAAGCUUGAGCUCAUCCCUGAUGUCACCAUCCCACCGAUCAUUGCCCAGCUUACAAACCUCCGAGAGAUGUGGCUGUACCACACACCAGCCAGAAUAGAGGCUCCAGCUCUUGCGUUUCUGAGAGAGCACCUGAAAUCGUUGCACAUCAAGUUCACCGACAUAAAGGAGAUCCCCCUGUGGAUCUACAGCUUGAAGAACCUAAGCGAGUUGCACCUUACUGGGAACCUCAGUGCUGACAACAAUCGCUACAUCGUCAUCGACGGUUUACGAGAGUUAAAGCGACUGAAGGUUCUGAGACUGAAAAGUAACCUUACAAAGCUGCCUCAGGUGGUCACGGAUGUUGGAAUGCAUCUCCAGAAGCUGUCCAUCAACAACGAAGGCACCAAGUUGAUGGUGCUCAACAGCUUAAAGAAGAUGGUGAACCUGUCCGAGCUGGAGCUUGUCCGCUGUGAUCUGGAGCGCAUACCUCAUUCCAUCUUCAGCCUGCACAAUUUACAGGAGAUCGAUCUUAAGGAUAACAACCUGAAAACCAUCGAGGAGAUCAUUAGUUUUCAGCACCUUCAUCGACUUGUUUGUCUAAAGAUGUGGUAUAAUCAGAUUGCAUACAUACCUAUUCAGAUAGGUACUUUGGUCAACCUGGAGCGCCUCUAUUUGAACCGCAAUAAGAUUGAGAAGAUACCAUAUCAGCUCUUCUUCUGCCGGAAGCUGAGGUUUCUUGAUCUGAGCCAUAACAAUCUGACUGACAUCCCGCCAGAAAUAGGAACUCUACAGAACCUUCAGUACCUUGCUGUUACUGCCAAUAGGAUUGAGGCUCUCCCCCCUGAAUUGUUUCAGUGUAAGAAACUAAGAACACUGAACCUCGGAAACAACUGCCUGCAGUCCCUACCCUCACGGUUCGGGGAGCUCACCAGUCUGACACAGCUGGAGCUGAGGGGCAACAGGCUGGAGUGCCUUCCUGUAGAACUUGGGGAGUGCAGAUUGCUGAAGAGGAGUGGCCUAAUUGUGGAGGACAGUAUUUUUAACACUUUACCUUCAGAGGUCAAAGCGCAGCUGUGGAGAACUGACAAAGAGGCUUCUUGAAGCAGAUGCUUGAACCUGAGAGCAUUUGCCUUUGAUGUGAGGAAAGGAAUCCAAUCCAAAAUGAUAUGUUUGUUAAAUAUUUCAGGGUUCAUUAGAAUGGUUCCUGAAAGACAUAAGGGUUAUUUCACAUUAUGGCAUGUGAUGUUUUAUUAUAACCGACAGGCAUGGCAUUUCUGUUGACAGACACUGAGGAGUGAGCAGACCAAAUAUUACAUCAGGAUUAAGGUGUUCAUUUUUGCCUUAAUUUACACAACACUAUUCAGAUAUUGUAUUGUAUUAUAAACAUUUUGUCAAAAUUUUAUACCAGUGUUACCAAGUGUUAAUGUGUGUGUGUAAAAUCACUCUUCUAUUGUCUAUUCUUUUAUCCAUGUCGCAAAAUUGCUCCUCAUUAAUAUGUGAAUAACUGGUUAAUGUAUUCUAAAACUUUGAGACCACUAGAUAACUUUUGAAGGUUUGUUUAUAUGAGUCCUACAUGUUACCAAGCACAAUAUUAUGAUGUACAGUCUUUUUGACAUACUGAUAAUGCAAGUCAUCUCUGUUGCAUGAGUUUAUAAACAUGCAUAAUUCAAUUUUCAUUAACUUUCACCCAAUAGUAAGUUGCUAUUGUCUACAGUCAUCUUAAAAUCCUUUGAAAGUUUAAGAUUGUGCGUUAACUGAGUAUUUGUAAUUGUACAAAUAUUUUUUGAUGUGUGCAUGUUUGAAGUAUUUAUUUAGUUGAUGCAAAACAAAAGGUAAGUGCAUUUAUUAAAUGAAGAAAGUGAGAUGUGGCUCAUUAUCUACAUCUAUUUUAUUUGUAUAAAUGCAUAUUAGUAUUGUUACUGUACUAGUAUUAUUACCAGAACUUUUUCUAAGAUUUUUAUUUUACUUUACAAAUACAGCACCUUCUUUUUACCCGUCUGCUCACUUUGAAAUGCCAUGAGAAUUAUCUUUGAAUAAUAAUUUCACCCUUUGUAAAGGUAGAUUAUCCAAUGUAUUCAGCUGACUGACAUGUUAACACUCACGUUGAAGCAGACUAGUCCCCUCAACUCUGAACUGUUUUCUGUUCCCUUUACACUCAUGUCAUGUUCUCAUGACAGCGCCCCCCUAAGAAGACAAUCAGAAGUACUUAGUGAAGUGUUCGUCACGUGCACAAUGCAGUUUUGACAUUGACUGAAUUAUAACUUUGAGUGUGUGAUGCAGGUUAAUACUUCAUGUUACUUGUUUGCUUCCUAUAGGAUUAACAGCUGUUUUGUCUCGCCAUUGUAAUUUAUGUUAACAAACUUGUUAUUGAACAUAGAUUGUUGCAUGUUUACUAUUUUACCUCAGAUAUGAAACCGUGUAGGAUUUUAGAAGAAAGCUUGUUUAUGUAUAUGUAUAUAUAUACGCACACAUAAAUUGGAAACGAAGCUAAUAGAAUUUCAGAAGUUACUCAGGUAAAUGCCAUUUCUUUUCUUUUUUAAUGUCAGUGUUAUUUUAAAUAAAACCAGUGUUACUAUGG